Messenger RNA from Drosophila teissieri, 1405 nucleotides. RefSeq names its product transcription factor SOX-2 (gene Sox21a). The transcript is spliced from 3 exons. The coding region runs from base 209 to 1405 and encodes 398 amino acids. Gene Ontology annotation, molecular function: DNA-binding transcription factor activity, RNA polymerase II-specific; RNA polymerase II cis-regulatory region sequence-specific DNA binding. The record is from RefSeq and is a predicted model, not a curated record. NCBI's taxonomy places the organism in Eukaryota, Metazoa, Arthropoda, Insecta, Diptera, Drosophilidae. Gene Ontology annotation, biological process: positive regulation of transcription by RNA polymerase II; anatomical structure morphogenesis; cell differentiation.
CAAAAAGAACACGAUCGCAUCAUAAACUUUUAUGCCAUUUAAUAGUUUGUUAAGUGUCCCGCAUCGAAUGGCAUGCAAAUUUAAACUGUGUUAAGGAGGAAGUAAAAGACAAUUAUUACAGAGCUCUAGGAGCAGCUGCAGCACAACCACCUGAUAAUUACCACCUGCACCCCCAUCGAGGAGUCCCCUGGACGCCGCGCCCGGCAUCAUGACGAGCAUCUCGGCGCUGCUCCACCGGAGCCACAGCCACAGCCACAGCAAUGGUGGAUACACGAGCAGCGGGAGUAGCAAUCACAGCCACAGCAGCAGUCUCUCACCGCAGUUGCCCGGCAUCAAUUUGGGUUUGGGCAUGGUCGGUGGCCUGGCCAUGGGCAUGGGAGUGGGUGUAGGCUCUGGAUCGGGAAACACCACACCACCACCGAUGCCGCCAGCUGACCUCGCCGUUCCGACAGCGGCACCCACUCCGGUGGCAUCCAAAAUGCACCAGCACCCGCAUCCGCAUCCGCACCCGCACCACCAUUCGAACUCGCAUCAUAAUGCCCCAAACAGCCACUCGAAUGCGAGUGCUGGAAGCCAUCACAACAGCCACGACCACAUUAAGCGACCAAUGAACGCUUUCAUGGUGUGGUCGCGGGGGCAGCGUCGCAAAAUGGCCCAGGACAAUCCAAAAAUGCACAAUUCCGAAAUAUCAAAGCGCCUGGGCGCCGAGUGGAAAUUACUCACCGAAGGACAGAAGCGUCCAUUCAUCGACGAGGCAAAGCGAUUGCGGGCCCUGCACAUGAAAGAACAUCCCGACUACAAGUAUCGACCACGUCGCAAGCCCAAGACGCUCAACAAGUCACCGGUGCCAGGUGGUGGUGGCAGUGGUGGUGCUGGCGGCGGAGGUGGUGCCAAUGGUGGUGCCAACGGUGGUGGUAACUCCGGUUCCGGUGGCCCCGGAUCGGGUGGCUCCCCCAAGGAUAUGCAGCCGCAGCUGUCGCCUUUGGGACAGUCGCUGCCCCAUCUGCACGGACAUCCGCAUCAGUCGCCAUAUCAACCGCAUCCACACCACCCGCAUCCCCAUCCGCAUCAUGUCCAGCUGGCCGCCGCCACCCUGAGCGCCAAGUACGGAUUCGGUUCGCCACUGGAGUUGUCCCUGCCCCGCCUGCCGAACGCCUUCCCCGGCCUCGCCCACUAUCCACUGGACCCCACGUUGGCCCUGGACCUCCAGGCGCGCCUCCAGGCCAUGUACGCCGGCUCUAUCUACCAUCCGUGGCGGUAUCUGCCGCUGAUAAGCCCCGAAACUCCACCCUCCCCGCCCAGCAGCAGCGGCACCGGCAUCUCAUCCUACGGAUGCGUCAAGUCCGAGAAGUCCUCUCCAAAUGCGGCAGUGGCCAGCACGGCCAGUCCGCCGAACAUCAUUUGA